Molecule: messenger RNA, 1405 nt
Organism: Daphnia carinata
Lineage: Eukaryota; Metazoa; Arthropoda; Branchiopoda; Diplostraca; Daphniidae
Product: fibroblast growth factor receptor 1-like
Exons: 8
Biological process (GO): protein phosphorylation; cell surface receptor protein tyrosine kinase signaling pathway; multicellular organism development
Cellular component (GO): signaling receptor complex
Molecular function (GO): ATP binding; transmembrane receptor protein tyrosine kinase activity
Source: RefSeq, a predicted model, not a curated record
AAUCUGGAAAAAGAAAUUAAGGGAAGAUUAGAUGGAAAUCCUAAUGGCAUCGAUCCAAAUUUGCCAAUCGAAUAUCAAACUGAAUUUCUACCUUACGACAAACGCUGUGAAUUUACAAAAAGGCGCCUCAGACUCGGAAAACAAUUGGGAAAAGGAUGUUUCGGAGAAGUUUACAAAGCCAAAGCUGUUGGACUCAAAGGAUCGGAUAAACAUGUGACAACAGUGGCUGUCAAAAAGGUCCUAUCGACACCCCAAUUUCAAAUGAAAUCAAACACGGCCGCAUUAGACGCUUUAAUUAAAGAAUUGAAAAUUCUAAAUUACUUGGGAUCGCAUUUAAAUGUCGUCAAUUUACUGGGGGCCUGCACCAAAGACAUCAUCAAAGGCGAACUCUGGUUGAUUAUCGAUUAUUGCCGCUUCGGCAAUUUGCAAUCCUAUUUGAUUAAACAACGCAAUACUUUUGUCACACAAUUGGACGAGUUUGGUGACCUUCAACUGUUAAAUGAAUCGUUGGAAAUUAACGAGACUCACAGUCAGGACAGUGACUCUAGUGCAAAGCCUGGACCCUCAGAUCAUUCUGUACCUCCAGCAAAAUCGACCAGCGACGAUUCAAUUUCUUUCGAAACGGAACCCUUUUGGAAAUAUGGAGAAAAUCCAGACGCUGUUACCACUGGACCCAUUUCCACUUGGAAUUUAAUCAGCUUUUCUUUGCAAAUUGCCAAGGGGAUGGAAUUUAUUGCUAGCAAAAAGGUACUCCAUGGCGAUUUGGCGGCUCGCAAUGUCCUUUUAGCCGAUCAUGGAAUUGUCAAAAUUGCAGAUUUUGGAAUGGCCAAACAAAUGAUCAAUUACAUUUACGAACAGAAGGGACAGGGAUUACUACCAGUUAAAUGGAUGGCAAUUGAAUCGCUGACGGAUCACGUAUUUUCCAGUCAAUCCGAUGUGUGGUCUUACGGCAUUGUUCUAUGGGAGCUCUUUGCCCUGGGCAGAAUUCCUUACCCAGGUAUUACAGGGGGCCUUAUACUCGUCAAAAAUAUUCUAGAAGGACUACAAAUGGAGAAACCAGAUAACGCGCCAAAUUUCUUUGGAAAAAUUAUGAAAAGCUGUUGGAACAAAGAACCAAACGACCGACCAACGUUUCAACAGCUGGCCAACACCAUCGAGAAUUACAUGGAGCCAUUCGUUAGCUCUGCCUACUUGGAUACAACUUUCAUAGAAAACAAUGCCAACUAAGAGUUUGGUGACUCUUCCCUCGGAAUGAUUUGCAAUGAAAUUUCAAGGACACGAAACCAUUUCUAUGUAGCCCCACCUCUUCUUUAGAGAAAACCGUUUAACGAUUGUUGAAGAAAAAGAAACAAAAGAAUGAGCACGUUUCUCAAUUAGUUUUUGCACACACUAAAAAAACAAUUCA